This is a messenger RNA of Cololabis saira (Pacific saury), 2116 nucleotides long. RefSeq names its product photoreceptor-specific nuclear receptor-like. Lineage: Eukaryota; Metazoa; Chordata; Actinopteri; Beloniformes; Belonidae. The coding region runs from base 274 to 1578 and encodes 434 amino acids. Gene Ontology annotation, molecular function: zinc ion binding; nuclear receptor activity; RNA polymerase II cis-regulatory region sequence-specific DNA binding. The transcript is spliced from 8 exons. Gene Ontology annotation, biological process: cell differentiation; negative regulation of transcription by RNA polymerase II; positive regulation of transcription by RNA polymerase II. The record is from RefSeq and is a predicted model, not a curated record.
GGAGAGCCCGCAGACACUGACAGACCCCGACGGCCUCAGGGACAGCACAGACCUGCAACAAGUGUGAGUCUGAGCCCGUGACAGGACCCCCGUCCAUCUGCAUCACCGCACCAAAGGGACAGUAGAGGCGCCCGGGUUCCCGCCAGAGACCCCACGGCCAAGGAACUUUAUCAAGAGAGUUGAUUGUGGACAUUAAAUACUUCAAGCUCCGUGGAAGAGGACCGAGGAUCUCCAGGUUUUGAUCGUCGAGGAGACAUUUUUUUCAGAGGAAAAAUGAUGGAGGAUCACCUGUCGAAGAUCCCCAUGAUGCCAUCAUCUUCUCCCACUGGAUCAUCCAGCAGCGGCGGGACGGAGGACGGCCGAGGAGCCAAGAGCCCGCCGCCGGGGAAGGCCCUGAGCCCGGCUCUGGUCUGCAAGGUGUGCGGAGACACCAGCAGCGGGAAACACUACGGCAUCUACGCCUGCAACGGCUGCAGCGGCUUCUUCAAGCGCAGCGUCCGCAGGAGGCUCAUCUACAGGUGCCAGGCUGGGACGGGCAUGUGUCCGGUGGACAAAGCCCAUCGAAACCAGUGCCAGGCGUGCCGUCUGAAGAAGUGCCUGCAGGCUGGCAUGAACAAGGAUGCGGUCCAGAACGAGCGCCAGCCCCGCAGCACAGCCCAGGUCCGCCUGGACUCCAUCGAUGUGGACCCGGAGAAGGAGCACCUGGCCACCACGCGGGAACCCACCUCCUCCUCCUCUUCCUCCUCCUCUUCCUCCUCCUCCUCCAACGGCUCUGUCAUCACGUGGCCUCACAUCACCUCCUCCAUGGCCAUCACGUCCUCGGUCGCCCCGCCGCGCUGCAUCAGCCCCCAGAACAACCACCGCUUCAUGGCCAGCCUCAUGACGGCCGAGACCUGCGCCAAGCUGGAGCCCGAGGACGUGGAUGAAAACAUCGACGUGACCAGCAACGAGCCGGAGAGAGCGUCGUCGGAGUACCACAUGGCCCUGUACCCGUCCAGCUCGGAGAACGUGUACGAGACCUCGGCCAGGCUGCUCUUCAUGUCGGUGAAGUGGGCUAAAAACCUGCCUGUGUUUUCCAACCUGCCCUUCAGAGACCAGGUGAUCCUGCUGGAGGAGGCGUGGAGCGAGCUGUUCCUGCUCUGUGCCAUCCAGUGGUCUCUGCCGCUGGACAGCUGCCCGCUGCUGUCGCUGCCCGACCUGUGCCCCGGCAUGCAGGCCAAGACCAGCUACACCAGCCUGGACCUGCGCCUGCUGCAGGAGGUCUUCAGCCGCUUCAAGGCCCUCGCCGUCGACCCCACCGAGUUCGCCUGCCUCAAGGCCAUCGUGCUCUUCAAGCCAGAGACCCGAGGCCUGAAGGAUCCAGAGCAAGUGGAGAACCUGCAGGAUCAGUCCCAGGUCAUGCUGGGACAGCACAUCCGCUCACACUACCCCAGCCAGCCGGCCAGGUUCGGGAAGCUGCUGCUCCUUCUCCCGUCUCUGCGCUUCGUCAACUCGGAGCGGAUAGAGCUGCUGUUCUUCCACAGGACCAUCGGAAACACUCCCAUGGAGAAACUGCUCUGUGACAUGUUUAAAAACUGAGGACCCCCCACUCCCUGCCCCCCGUGUGACGGGGUCUCACGGACAGUUCACCUCUCAAACUUUACGCAUGCUGGUAUUUUUGUAAAGGUCUCACUUGUACCUGCUUGUCGCUUCCACAUCAGCCCCCAGGACAAUGGAAAGGUUCAGCCCCGUCACCACAUCAGCACGCUCGCUGUCUGUCUGUUUGCAUCAUAUUUAGACAUUAUAGGAGUCAACGUUUGAAGUGGAUCGAUUACGCGCUGACGCGUGACGCACCGAUAUGUGUUCUUGUCCCGUGAGAUCAGAUAUUGAUGAAAUAUUUGGAUCAAAUGUUGACUACUGUGAGGAACUCCGUUUUGACGUUUAGUAUUUUCAUGUUUUUAUUUUCUUUUUUCUUCAAAUGUCCAAUGGAGAUGUUUGUUUUUUUUGUCCGUCAAUAGUUGGACUGUGUGCUCCUUCUUUCAUGAAUGUGACUUGUGAAUUCAUGGUGUCAUGCCUUUAUGAGGUAAAUCUGCUGCAACAGCUUUUGAUUAAAUAACGAUAUAAAUGUUUCACCACA